CGGUGGAGCUGUGCGAGGACCCGCGGGCUGUGCAGGUCUGAGUCCCACUCCGAUCCCUCGUGCGGGUCUCCGCAGCUCUGUGGGGACCAGCGGUCUGGCCGGAGGCCGGCAGCUGCGGGAGUGGAUCGCUCCUUGGCCGGGCCCCGGCGGAGGUCGUGCUGGGUGUCGCUUUGUGAGCGGGGACCUGGUCCCUGCGCGGGCGCUUGCAUUUUUAAGAUCUUCCGGGCCCUUUGGGGAAAGGGCGUCCAAAUUUUUCCUCAAAAUUUUUUUUUUUCAGUGCAUUCCGCCCCAAGAAAAGCCUGUGUCCAGGCAAAGUUAGUCCCCUAGGAACCCUGAUUAUUUUUUAGUGUUUGGAGUGGUUUGUGGGGCUUUGGUUAUCACAGAAACUUAGUACAGACAUGGUGUGCCAUGCAGUGUAUUUAAAAAAUUAAGGUUAGGGUUACAUAAUAAGCAAAGAGGCUGUUCCUUAUAUCUGAAUUAGUUUGGGGUAAUGUAGGAUAAGUCAGGAAGUAUAUUAACACUGCAAGCUGCCAAUUCCACGAAGUUGGAUGCUAAAAUUGCCACGUGACUCAAAACUCCAAUAUUUAAGAAUUAUUUCUUUGGGAACACCAAUGUACCAUGAAAGACUAAGGCAAGACCCUCUGUCUACCACAUGGUGGGUUGUGUGUAUGGAGGGUGCUGUUAGCCUGUAUGAAAAAGAUGGUACCUUGGAUUUUUAAAAAUGGAUGUUGAACCUGUACAUAUGUGACGAGGUUCUUAAAAAUACGGGGAGAAAUUGAAGUGGAUUUUAUCUAGUACUGAAUUGGUUCAAAGUACAGGAUAGGGGAGUUUUACAUAUUGUUCCAUUGGGAGGUGUCAACUUACUUGUAGCUAGGAGCCUUUUUCAUUAUUGUUUUGGGAAAAAACAAAACAAAACAAAACCUGCCAAGCUGCCACUUCUGCCAGGCUGCCACUCCUGCCAGGCUGCAGAUGGCCCAUAAAGGUUUGUUAGAUACUUCAGUAGCAGAUGCAUAGUGGAUACUUCUUUUUUAGAAUGGUUUUGGUUUAGUUAAGAAUUGUUUAUUGAAUUCCUUAUCCUGCAUAAGACACAAGAAUAGGUCAGAUCAGUAAGGAAUUCUGCUUUUGAAGAGUUGACUACUCGGCGGGAUAGUUUCACUAAAAUGUAAUUCCAAAUUAAAGUACAUUUUUCCAUGUUAAGCGUGUGGAACUAGUAAUAAGUGCAUGAAAGUAAAGAGGUGUAAGAGAUUGCCAUGGGCCAUCUAGAGUCCUGACUUUGAGAUUAAAAAUAGAGGAUUAUGUGCAAGGUAGAAUUGAUACAACUUGACUGAGUAAUUUAGAGGGUAAGGAGGGUAGGAGGAGAAAAAAUUAAUUUGUUUUCAACCCAGGUUGCAGAAUGAUGAAUGAACCAUCAAGUGCAUCUACGGUGUAUUUUAGAAGUAAAAGUUAAACUUUGGUUUGAAUGAAAAAUGUCCCUCAAUACACCUGUAUUUCUCAAAGAAAAGGAAGAUGAUAAUUCAAAAUUUGUGGAAAUACAACAGUCACAAACUACAUCCAUAGCUGCAGAAGAUCCCCUUCAAAACUUAUGCUUAGCAUCUCAAGAAGUUCUUCAAAAAGCUCAGCAAAAUGGAAGAUCAAAAUGUCUCAGAUGUGGUGGUUCAAGAAUGUUCUACUGCUAUACGUGUUACGUCCCAGUUGAGAAUGUACCUAUUGAACAGAUACCACGUGUGAAGCUUCCAUUGAAGAUUGACAUCAUUAAACAUCCAAAUGAAACAGAUGGCAAAAGCACUGCUGUACAUGCAAAACUCUUAGCACCUGAAUUUGUAAAUAUUUAUACGUAUCCUUGUAUUCCAGAAUAUGAAGAAAAGGACCAUGAAGUUGCACUUGUUUUCCCUGGACCUAAGUCUGUCUCAGUAAAAGAAAUUCCUUUUCAUCUCCAAAAAAAGAUUCAAAAUAAUGUUAGAGGCAAAAAUGAAGACCUUGACAAGCCAUCCAUUAAACGCAAGAAAACUGAAGAACAGGAUUUGAAAGACAGCAAGUGCAAAGAAACAACGCUGAAAACAAUUGUAUUCAUAGAUAGCACCUGGAACCAAACAAAUAAAAUAUUCACUGACGAGAGACUUCAAGGGUUGCUGCAAGUUGAGUUGAAAACAAGAAAAACGUGCUUUUGGCGCCAUCAGAAAGGAAAACCAGAUACCUUCCUUUCCACAAUUGAAGCCAUUUACUACUUUCUGGUAGACUAUCAUACUGAUAUAUUAAAAGAGAAAUACAAAGGACAAUAUGAUAAUCUUUUAUUUUUCUACUCUUUUAUGCACCAGUUAAUAAAGAAUGCCAAAUGCCCUGGAGACAAGGAAGCAAGAAAACUCACCCAUUAGUUUUUAAGAAGUCACUUAUGUAAUUUUAUUUUGCUAAAAUCAAUAAAAUUAUAAUUGUGCUUUGUUUGUUCCUAGGAAAUAUUCAUGUGUAAUGUCUGUAAGACCACUUGGAAAAAUAAGAUUUUAUUUAUUUUACUUCAUGUUUUUUAAAAUGAAGUUUUUUCUAAGAGAAUUUUUAGAGAUGGUGUUGACCAAAAAAUUCAUUGCAGAAGUUAUUUGCUCAGGUUUGGUGUAUCUCCAUUUUAUUACUAUAUUUUAAUGUAAAAAUGUGUUAUAUUUAUAUCUAUGUAAUUAGAUAUAAUUAGAUAUUUGUUUAGAGAUCUUCAUAUCUUUCCACCUAUACUCACAGAAUCUCCUGAAGAAAUUUGCCUAAGGUUAAUGGCAAACAUGGGCAGAACUAGAACUGUGGCUCCAGUCCCAAAGGGCUAUUUCUUUAAGUCCACACUGUCUGUGAUGGACAUUUGUUGCUAUUUUCAUCUGCCUGGCAUCUUUUUUAGGGAGAAAUUGCUAGCAAUCCUGUCCUGUCAUAGGGAUGGACACAUGACCCAGUUUAGCAAGCGAAGUGCCGAGUGCUUGAUCCAGGGAUGAGCAUGUCCCAAUAUCCUUUUUGAUAAUUGAUAUGGAUGCUCUAGGAGAUAGGGUUUAUUUUUCAAAAAGCAGUAUGGUGCAGUGGUUAAAAGCACAGACUCUAGCGCUAGACUAUCUAAAUCUAAAUCUCAGCUUUCUUUUUCCACCUUCCGGUGGUUUUGUCAGUUUCUUCAUUUCUGAAGAGAUGGUAAUACAGUAGCUAUUUUAGGAUUAUGAUGAGGUUUAACUGAGUUAAUGUAUCUAAGGGGCUUUCAGCAGCACCUGGCAUAUACUAAGUGCUAUAAAUGUGUUUACUCUUUUUAUUAUUUUAUGAAAUUGUGAACUAAGCAUGAUGUAUAUAACCCUAGAGCUACUGGUGACAUCUCUGCUGCAGGUGGCAAGAACUUGCCUUAGAAUGAAGCCAGCAAAAGAAAGCAGAGUGGAGAGAGGAAAAGACUGAGUCCUGAGGACAUUAAUCAUCUAAUCUAGCUGCUUGUGAAUGGAGCCCUACCGUGCUGAAUAGCUUCUUUUUGCCCUCUGGAUGCACCCUCCACUCUUUCCCAUUCAGCUCUCUGCUCUGUGAGGUAGGUCCCUUUGCCCAUUUGGCUUUUGGUUGGGAUCAGCAAAUGGAAGCACCAGCAGGAGAUUGGAGGUUGAAAGGAAAUGAAAUUGUGUGAUUUCCCUGGCUCCUUUCCUGCCAGGUCACCAUUUGUUGGCUGUGUCCUUCUAAUGAAAGUCAUCCUAUCAGGCAUCCCUUUCCCCGCAGUUAUUCAGGCCAAUUAAUUUCAGGCCAAUGCUCCCUCCCUUUACUUCUUUUCACUUACAUAGUAAUGAUUCCUAGGUGUUACUAGCUUCAGAGUAGGUCAUUGCAGCUUGUUGGUUUCCCUAAACUGUGCCUAUACCUUUGUAAAUAGUAAUUUUAUUAUAUUUUUCUCAAAUGUCCCCAUUUGAAGUUGUCUGGGACACUGACUGAUAAAUUUCACCCAUGUGGGUGCUGGAAAUAACAGUACAUUUCCCAAAGUAUACUCAGUGGGACAUGUGUUUUUAUGAAUAAAUGAGUUAUUGGUAAAACUUG
This is a messenger RNA of Hippopotamus amphibius kiboko, 4014 nucleotides long. RefSeq names its product DTW domain containing 1 (gene DTWD1). The coding region runs from base 1467 to 2372 and encodes 301 amino acids. Gene Ontology annotation, molecular function: tRNA-uridine aminocarboxypropyltransferase activity. The record is from RefSeq and is a predicted model, not a curated record. NCBI's taxonomy places the organism in Eukaryota, Metazoa, Chordata, Mammalia, Artiodactyla, Hippopotamidae. The transcript has 5 exons. Gene Ontology annotation, cellular component: nucleus. Gene Ontology annotation, biological process: tRNA modification.